CUGUUGACGGUGGUGUUGUGUUUAUCUUAACCUUCGCGCAGAAAAAGGAAUAUAAUUCUGUUCAAAGUCUCUAUGUUCUAAUGACGUCGGAGUCAGGAUGAUGGAAUCGUCCAAAAGAAACAAAGCUGACUGCUGCAAACAGGUAGAACCUGAGGAUCUUAAGAGGGGCCUCUCAGCAGAAUUCAGUGCUUUGUCACAUUCACAGCAUUCUGUCACUGACGAGAGAGAACACCUGAAGGUUUACCUCCGCAUCCGACCCUUCACCUCUGCAGAGAAAGAAAAUGGAGACUCGCAGGAUUGUGUGGCCAUCCUCCCACCAGACAAAGUCCUGAUGAAACCUCCCAGUUUUUUGUCAGGGAGGCUCAGCAAUGACAGAAGUCUUCCUCAGACUGUGCAGCGCUUUGAGUUCUCUCAGGUUUAUGGUCCAGAGACGUCACAGAAGGAACUAUUUGAUGGGACAGUGAAGGACUUGGUCAGAGAUGUCCUAGAGGGGGGGGACUCACUGCUUUUCACGUACGGCGUCACCAACGCUGGAAAGACCUUCACCUUCGUAGGUCCAGAAGCUGAUCCAGGGGUCCUGCCUCAGUCUCUUAGUAUGAUCUUCAGCAACAUCAAUGAGCGGAUCUUCACCUCCAUGAGCAUCAAACCUUACCAGUGCCAAGAGUUCAUGAAGCUCAGCAGAGAGCAGCAGGCUGAGGAAGAAGUUUACAAGAGGAAGCUACUGGGACAACACAAAGAGAGUGAGAAGUGUAACAUCAGCCAGCUGACCUCAACUAAUAAGAUCAUCAUGGAAGGGUCUUUCAUUGUUGGGCCAACUCCAGCAUCAGAGAACAGACUGAGCCUUGAUGUAGAGACCCACACUAAAUUCUCAGUUUGGGUUUCUUUUUGUGAAAUUUACAAUGAGAAUAUUCACGACCUGCUGGAGGCAUUGCCCAGUGGCGGCCUUAGGAGGACUGCUCUCCGCCUGUCACAGGAUGUCAAGGGCAACGCCUUCAUCAAAGAUCUGCGCUGGGUUCAGGUGAACUCUGCUGUGGAGGCUUACAAGGUGAUGAAGCUGGGUAAAAAGAACCAGAGUUUCUCCUCCACUCGACUCAACCAGCUGUCCAGCAGAAGUCACAGUAUAUUCUCCAUUCGCAUUCUGAGGAUCGAAGACGACAGCACUCCGAGGGUCCACUCAGUCAGCGAGCUGUGUCUGUGUGACCUGGCCGGAUCGGAGCGAUGCGCCAAAACCCAGAAUAAUGGAGAGCGUCUGAAAGAAGCUGGAAACAUCAACACCUCGCUGCUCAUCCUGGGGAAAUGCAUCAACGCACUGCGAUACAAUCAGCAGGCAAAGCUGCUUCAGCACGUUCCCUUUAGGGAGAGCAAGCUGACCCACUACCUGCAGGGGUUUUUCUCCGGCCGAGGUAAAGCCUGCAUGAUUGUCAACAUCAACCAGUGCGCCUCCAUGUAUGACGAGACGCUCAACGUCCUCAAGUUUUCCGCUGUGGCACAGAAGGUGAUAGUCCUGAGCACAAAGACUCUUGCCGUCACACCUCAGGGGUGCACCACUCUGCUGUCAAACACAAAUGGGGGAGCUCCUUCAGAAGGUGCCCGGAGCUCUCCAAUUGGCUGGGAGAGCAGCCUGGAGGAUCUGCAGGAGGAAGAAGGAAGUCUGCUGGAGGACACUGUGGAGCAGAGCAGUGAUGAAGAAAAUUAUGAAAUUGUCAUUAAAAAGAGAACAUAUCAGGAUCAGAUGGCACGUUUGAGAGCGCUGGAGGAAAAAUUGAAGAAGGAGCAAGUGGAGAGUCUGCUGAUAGAGGCUCGGGUCAGAGAGGAAGUCAGCAUCGAGUUCCAAAAGCUCUUCUCUGACAUGCAGACUGAUUUCAUUGAACGUCUAGAGAGAGAGAGAGAAAUCAUGCAGGAGCGAGCUGACAACAGGCUGGAGAUCUUCAAAAAACUUGUGGAGAAAGUAGCCGUUGCCGGGCCGAGUGAAGAAGUCAAAGCUAUGGUAACACAUUUUCUCUCGUCUGCUUCCCAUGACUUGAUGGAUAUAAAGAAGGUGGCUGAGGCAGCGCUCAGAGAUCUGGGUUCAGCCCACCCCGUGGUUAAAGGAGGCAGGGCAGAUCCUCUGGAUUUUUUGGAGGACCUGUGCAGGAAGUUACUGGAAGUGAAGGAGAUGCAACAGAACCAGAACCUGUCAGAGGAUUCUGGCCACAAAGCUUCUGAUAAAGUCGUUAUGUAUGGUUCAUGUGAAGAGGAAGCACCGAACGCCCUGACGGAGGCAAGGCGACUUCAGGUGACGCACCAGACAUCGAGAGCUGAACAAGUCAUAGUCGAACAAGGUGCAGCCCAGGAGCAACUGAACCAGUGCUGCAGAACCAUCCUGGAUAAAACUUCCCAGAUCCACAUCUUAACCAAGGAAGUUCAGAGCCUGAAACAGGAACUGCAAAUUGCUGCAGCAUCAUCGGAAACCUUGAAUUUACUGAAGGAAGAAGUUUGUGACUUGAAGAAGAUUCAAGCUGACGAAACUGAGAGGUGUGAGAGCAAGCAGAGAGAAAUCCUGCAGCUGGAAAAGGAACUGGCACAGACAAAGGAAGAGUUUGUUCACAGACAGGAGAUGUCAAACCAGCAGCUUCAGCAGAUCACACAGCAGCUGAAGCACCAAGAGGCUUUGUGGAAACAGGAAGUAGAGGAGCUCAGUAAGAAGGUUCAAGAGCAAGAAGCAAUUCCACAAAAGCAAUUGGCUGAGCUUGAAACCAAACUCAAAUGCAAGGAGGAGGAAUUACAGCAUCUGAGAAGACAACUGGAGGAACAAACGCUGACGUCAGAGAAGCUAACUGAGCAGCUGAAGCACCAAGAGGCUUUGUGGAAGCAGGAAGUAGUAGAACUAAGUAAGAAGGUUCAAGAGCAAGAAGCAGUUCCACAAAAGCAGCUGGCUGAGCUUGAAACCAAACUCAAAUGUAAGGAGGAAGAAUUACAGCAUCUGAGAAGACAACUGGAGGAACAAACACUCACAUCAGAGAAGCUAACUGAGCACCUGAAGCACCAAGAGGCUUUGUCGAAACAGGAAGUUGAAGAACUAAAUAAGAAAGUUCAGGAGCAAGAAGCAAUUCCACAAAAGCAGCUUGCUGAACUUGAAACCAAACUCAAAUGUAAGGAGGAAGAAAUACAGCAUCUGAGAAGACAACUGGAGGAACAAACACUGACGUCAGUGAAACAAAUAAAAGAGCUCAAUGAGAAGCUGAGGGAACAAGAACUGACAUCACAGCAGCAUUUAAAGGAGUUGAGUGAACACAAAACUGCCUCUGAACAACUCCUGGAAGAUCUCAGGCAACAGCUAACUGAACAAAAGCAGACUUCAGGUCUGCCGAAGGUUGAACCGGAAGAAGCUAUACUUCAGGUUGAGACCGACAGUGCUGUUGACAUCCUCAGGAGGAAGAAUGCUGACCUCCACACUGAGGUCUCAUCCUUGAAAGAAAGGUUAGACAGCAUGGCAGCAAAGAACAUUAAUCCUACUGCGCCCAGGUUUGAAGAUCUUUCAUCUUCUCUGCUGUCUAGCAGAAUGGCAGAGAUGGAGCAAAUGCUGAAAGAAACUGAGAAUAAGCUUGCAGAGCGAGAGGCGAUCCUCCAGAAAGAACUCUCAGAAAAGGAGGCGCAGGUCACAUCUCUGCAGAAGUGCCUGAAAGAGGCACAGGAGAAACGGGAUGUUGAAGAAAUCCAGGCAGUACAGAAGACCCGGCAGAGGGAGGUGGAACACCGUCGGGAGCUGCUGGCGGUGGCACAUGAGGCAAUCGCCCAGAAGGAUGCUGAGCUCGAGAAGAGAGUGGAGGAGAUCCGCAGACUGAAGGAAAGUACAGAGCAGGACUCUGAGAAAGUGAAAAACCUCAGUCUUGAACUUCAGAGGAAAGACGACGACAUGUCAGACCUCAGAGAGAAACUGGCCGACUACAAGAAGCAGAUCCAGCAAGUUGAGAAAAAGAUUUCAGCCACAAGAGACGAAGAGAAGACUUUAAGGCAGAAACUAUGUGAUUUAGAGAAAACCAAGAAGCAGCUUCAGGCUGAUGUGACGAACAGGGACCGAACCAUUCAGCAACUCAAGAUGGAACAGCAGUCUGAUGCAAAGACUGAACAAAAGCUGCAGCUUCACCAGCAGGCUUGUAAAGAGGGAGAGGCAAAGGAUCGUGUGAUUGCAGACAUGCGUGCGGCUUUGAUGGAACAGGAGGUUACGCAGCAGCAGAUGGACGAGGUCUUGGAGGAGAAACAAAGUCUCAUCCAGGAGCUCACCAACGAAGUGGAGAAGCUGAGAGGGAUGCUGACGCAUCAGGAGAGAGACGAGGAUCUGCUCCGCCACACAGCGGUUGAAUCGAAUGAUGUCAGACUGACCCAGGCUCAGGAAAACCUGAAGCUGUGCAAAGACAAAUAUGAGGCAGAGCGCCUCCUGUGGGUGAAGGAGAAGCUGUCUCUGCUUGGCCAAGUCAAAGAGGCGGAAGACAAACGCAACAAAGAAAUGACCACGUACGCGAAGGACAGGAAGUGCAACGCUGAGCUGCAGAGUCAGAUGAAAUCGUUGUUGUCCCAGCUCACUGAGAAGGAGCAGGUGAUGGAGAAGUGGAGGACUGAGAGAGACACUUUGGUUGCAGCUCUUGAAGUCCGGAUCAAGAACCUUUGGUCCAACCUGGCAGAGAAAGACAAACUUAUCCAGGAGCUGAAUCAGAACAGCACACAGCCGCCACAAGAGGUUAACUGCGUCAGUGUCGCAGAGCUGCAGGCUGCUCUGUCAGACAGGGACAAUGAAAUCCAGAGACUAAAGGAGCUCCAGGCCUCGACACCUGAAUGCAGGGAAGCAGCCACACAAACUCAAAGCAUCGUGCGUCCUGCUGCAGAGGGACACAAAGAUCCCAAAGAAAGUCGAAUUUCUGGAGGGAAGAGGUGCACCAGAGCGUCGGUCAGCAGUCAUGGCUCCUCCCGCUGUCCUUCUGUGCUGGACGCUUCAGAGAUUUCCACAGAGAACGGCCGGACGAGCCGCUUUCCCCAGCCAGAGAUGGAAAUCUCCUUCAGCCCUCUGCAGCCUAACCGCAUGGCUCUGCGGCGCCAAGGCGAGGACAGCUCUGUCACCGUCAAACUCAACCGCCCGUCACGCAAGAGAAAGAGUGCCGAGCUGAUGAAGACCUACAUUUUUAGGAGGCGUAAAGGGCAAACAGCACAAGAGGAAGACGUGGAGGCAGAGAACAGAAGGAAUAUCAGACUGGUGCGGAAACAGACGCCACACCAGGACGAGAGCUCUCCCUCCGCCAGCAGUCACGACUCAGUGGGUCAAACCUGCAGCCGAAAGGAAGGGACACUGCAGAAGAUUGGAGGCUUUCUGCAGAGCUCACCCACGCUGCUCAGCUCCAAAGCCAAGAAGAUGAUGAAUCUGGUCAGCAGUCGAAGUGAAGAGUCGUCCGGCUCCUCGUCGUCCCUCAGCCUGAGACUCAGGAGCAAGAAGAAACCUUACAGACCUGACAUCUCCUCACCCAUGGAGGUGCCCCCACACCUGAUCAUAAACAGAGACCUCGAGCAGAACGACAGCGACCACGAAACCAGCAAGAAACGCCGUCGCAUCAAAAUACCAAAAUAAACCUCCAGUGUACUUCUGCACAUUAAAAAAACACACACACACUGAUACGGCCCCUCACACCGUGUGGCGCGUGAAUGCUCAGAGCGCAGCUUUGAGACGCUGUUUUUUUUUUGUUUUUUUUUAUCUGCAAAAUGUUAAAUUUAUCAACAUACAACAGUUCAGUUUAUUGGAUGGCGUAUAAAAGGAGUGCGCUUUAGUUUGAUAAAUGGUGGGUGGUGCACCGAGGUGGGUUUGCACAAGUUAACCCUGCGACAGUUUCUACGCACACAUCAUUCCUUUCUGCACACGUUCUUUUUAUAAUUUCUUUGCAGUGUUAAAUUUUGGUGUGCUGUUCCACACUUAGUUUUUAAAAUAAUUUUUCUAAACAGCUCCAUUGUUUCUCGUGACACUACAGCCACACAUGGCCCAUCAAAAUGGGUGGGGCUAGAGGCUAUUAUUGCAGCACUUAUAGAUGUAAACAUCCAAUGUUAGCACAAAAUGUUCACAAAAGGUCAAACUUAAGAGAUACUGUAACAAAAUUUCACCACAUAAAGCAAAUGUACUAAUCCAACUCAUCUGGAUUUAAAUCAACUUAAAUUUACAGACAAAAUGCGAACGCAAGCGACCUGACAGAGCGCUCGGUAAACAGGAAGCUGCAUAAAGUACGCACUCUGAGUCUUUACACACACUUUAUACACUGAAAUGUGCAAUUUAUUUAUUUAAGUGCUGUAGUUUGUUUAAUUUUUUUCCCCACAUCUCCUAAACCUUUAUUGAUCGUUAAUCUGGUGCUGUGACGUUUCUCGCUGCGAUCCUCCGCAGUAGCUGCUGAGCUGUUAAUGUACUUUUGUGUGUGUUUUUUUAUCAUCAGUUACCUGUUCGGUGUGAAUUUAUUUUUAAAUGGCUGCGAUCCUCCUCGUUAAACUCCUGUGCUUUGUGUUUAUCAUUUUGAGGUAAUAAAAGUUCAAACUCUGAUGAUCAAAACACACGAUCAGUUAAAGCGUUGCUGAUUUUACUGAAUACUUUCUGAUCAAACUGUUUUGUUUCUUUCUCUUUUUUUGUAACGGUGAAUAAAUUUCCUAAAAAUCUGUGACCUUUAUCACCACUUUGUUUUAGAUGAAGGAGCUGCAAAAUAUUAUUUUUUUUUUAAACAAUAAAAUUAUAUGAACCCUGCA
This is a messenger RNA of Thalassophryne amazonica, 6747 nucleotides long. It is a transcript of the gene kif20ba, whose product is annotated as kinesin family member 20Ba. NCBI's taxonomy places the organism in Eukaryota, Metazoa, Chordata, Actinopteri, Batrachoidiformes, Batrachoididae. Gene Ontology annotation, cellular component: spindle microtubule; nucleus. Gene Ontology annotation, biological process: microtubule-based movement; mitotic spindle assembly. Bases 98 to 5596 code for a protein of 1832 amino acids. Gene Ontology annotation, molecular function: microtubule binding; ATP binding; plus-end-directed microtubule motor activity. The record is from RefSeq and is a predicted model, not a curated record. The transcript has 33 exons.